GCCCCCGGAGCGGCGCCGAGCGACGAGGAGGGCAGCUCCGGCGGCAGCAAGGAGAAGGACGACAAGAUGGACCUCUUUGCGGAGCUGAAGCAGCAGAUCAGGGACCUCCAGGACAAGGUCGACGCCAAGGCCACUGACCAGCAGCGCCAGACCGCCGAGGCCGAGCGGGCGGUCGCUGAAGACCUGCCCACGGAGCGGGAGUCGGCCAUCGAGCGGGGCCUGGCACCGCCGGGCGCCGAGGCGGAGGACGCCGCCGGGGAGCAGGGCGCGGCGGAGGCGGCCGCGGCGCCGCGGGGCGCCGCGACGGAGGAG
This is a messenger RNA of Prorocentrum cordatum, 312 nucleotides long. NCBI's taxonomy places the organism in Eukaryota, Dinophyceae, Prorocentrales, Prorocentraceae. The record is from the annotation of a GenBank genome assembly.